Molecule: messenger RNA, 3246 nt
Organism: Sugiyamaella lignohabitans
Lineage: Eukaryota; Fungi; Ascomycota; Dipodascomycetes; Dipodascales; Trichomonascaceae
Gene: KIP1
Product: Kip1p
Exons: 1
Coding region: 1-3246 (1081 amino acids)
Biological process (GO): mitotic spindle assembly; microtubule-based movement
Cellular component (GO): nucleus; spindle microtubule
Molecular function (GO): plus-end-directed microtubule motor activity; microtubule binding; ATP binding
Source: RefSeq, a predicted model, not a curated record
AUGCGAACCUCUGCGGUGCCACGAGGACCCGUGGUUCCAUCAAGAAUGAGUAAAGUGAUACCCAGACCAAGUACGGUGUCUAGUUCAAGUUUCACUUCAAAUGACUCCACCGAAGGGUCCAAUAUACGCGUCGUAGUCCGGUGCAGAGGCAGAAAUGACCGCGAAGUCAGAGCUAAGAGCAGAGUUGUCGUGGAUACCUCCAUCUCCAAGACUGAUGUGGCUGUCCGAAUUGGUGAAGAUGUUUCCUCUACAAAUAUAAAAACUUACUCAGUUGAUCACGUAUUUGGACCAGAAGUUGACCAAGUCAUGGUGUUCGAAGAAGUAAUUGCUCCAAUUGUUGAUGAUCUCUAUUCUGGAAUGAAUUGCACAGUCUUUGCCUAUGGCCAGACUGGUACGGGUAAAACCUAUACAAUGUCAGGCGACGACUCUACGAACCUGGAUACAUGUGCCUACGAAGCUGGUAUUAUUCCUCGUGUAUUGUUCAAAUUAUUUGCAGAUGUAGCAUCCAGAGGCUAUGAUUAUGCAGUCACAUGUUCUUUUGUAGAGUUAUACAACGAAGAGCUCAAGGAUCUUUUGGUUGAUGAAGAUGAAGCGCCAAAAAAGCUACGGCUUUUUGAUGAUAGUGGGUCCAGUUUUAAUGGAUCCAAAAGACCCAUGACCCCAAGCGCUGGUAGUGGAGUGACACUCAAUGGAUUAUCCGAGCAUAAUAUCACAUCAGCUAUUUCUGGAUUGAAAGUUCUUCAAAAUGGCCUGCGGAAACGACAGGUCGCAGCCACUAAAAUGAAUGAUUACUCUAGUCGGUCACAUACUAUAUUCUGCAUCAGCUUAGCUAUUGAUACAGAUGGAUCGGGCGAGUUUAUUACUAGAAGUAAGAUUAACCUUGUAGACUUGGCUGGCUCCGAGAAUAUCGGUAAAUCAGGUGCGGAGAAUAAGCGAGCCAGAGAAGCUGGUAUGAUCAACCAGAGUCUAUUAACUCUUGGUCGUGUUAUUAAUUCUCUUGUCGACAAGAGCCCACAUAUCCCAUACAGAGAAUCCAAACUGACGAGACUACUACAAGAUUCUCUGGGAGGACGGACAAAAACCUGCAUUAUUGCUACCAUCAGUCCCGCAUCAGUAAAUAUAGAGGAGACAUUAAGCACUCUGGAGUAUGCUAGCAGAGCAAAGAACAUCAAAAAUAAGCCCCAAGUGAAUAAUGCCAUAUCUAAAAAGGCACUCCUUUCUGACUACAACAAUGAGAUGGAGAAGCUGCGACUGGACCUAAGUGCAACACGAAAGAAAAAUGGUAUUUUCCUUGAUCCAGAUAAUUUCAAAGAAAUCAAUGCUGAUAGAGAGAGCCAAAAAAUGUUACUCAACGAUCAACAAAGGAAGUUAGAUACACUUGACAGGCAGCUUAAGUCGGCAAGAGAGCAGCUGGACAAGACAAAGCAGGAAUUGUUGAACAAGACCCGUGAGCUUCAAACCGCCUCUAGUGAACUCGAUCAAACUAUAUCCAGUUUAGAAUCUACGGAGUCGUCGUUAAGACAAACUCGGCGGGCUCUGAAUAAAGAAACUAUUCUGCGGAAAGCUCAUGCCAAUACCGAGGAUGAGUUACAUUCGAUUGGAGGGGCAUUGAUUAAAAGUCUCGAUGAAACUCUAAAAGAUGUAAGCAUACUUCAAGAUAAACUCACAAAUAUUCGAAGUACCCAAUCCCAGGUUAGCACGGUCGUUUCUGAUUCAUCUUCUAAAAUUAUUGACCAAGUACAUAGGUUGCAAAGUAGAUUCGAGGAUUAUCAUGGCAGGCAAAGGGAAAUUGCUGAUUCCUUGUAUCAGACUAUUAGUGCUUUGGUUGAGGAUGAGUGUACAAGGCUAGAAGAUACUUCUAGCUUUCUUAAAGACAGUUUUGUGAACAUUGGCAUACUUCAGGAUGAUCUCAUUAACACGACUAGCAAGUCGAAUGCUCAUUCCAAGCAGCUCUCUGACCAGGCUGCAAAGAUCAAGGAAAAUGUUAUCUCCAAUAUUCAAAAAGGGUUUUUGGAGCAAGUGAGAAAGUCUAUGGCCACUUUCACAGCUUCUUUGAGCAAAGAGUUAGAAGGGUUUAAUAAUGAAAUUCAGCAACCUCUCUCUGCAUUGGUGGGGGAGUUUGAGAGUCAUGCUCAAAUGCGCCAGAACCACUAUUCCACUCAAGAUGAAAAGCUCAAGAAUUUGAAGAAUGCUAUUGAAUCUACCUUGUCUCCUGAUACCUUAACAAAAUAUCAUGAUGCUGGCAUGAGACGACUGGAACAGGCCCUCGAAGAGGAGAAAAAGAAAGCCGCAGCUGAGAAACAGGAUCUUUUGGCAAAUAUAUCUGCGUUGUUUGAUAAGUUUACAACAGAGAGCAAUAAUCGCUUAAUGAGUUCGAUGCAAUCUACAACCAGGACAGCUGUGGUUAACUCAGUUACGAGUCUUCAAAAACAAGCAGAUAUAUGGGGAAAAGAUAUUGAUGACAUUGGACAAUCAGCAUCAGCAUUCAGAGAUUCCACAAAUUUAGCGGACCAGGUCAUGAAUAAGCAGCUGAGAACGAUUCUUAGCACUUUAGCCACUAGUAACCAGAGGGUAGGAUUGGUUUCGAGUCAGUUGCAGGAUGAAUCGCAGUCUGCCAUGAAUUCUGGAUUGGCAGCUAUUGGUAACCAGAUCAAAGCGUUGGAUGAAUUCUUACAGCAAGCUGGAGGAGCCAGUGAUGAACACAAUCUGGCCGUCCGAAAAGGUGUUGAGGAACUGUGCCAACGCGUUGAGCAUGCCUUUACCUACCUGGAUCAACAUUUGACUAAUUUGAAUAAUAAUGUUAGAUCACACACCGAGUCUGAUGGAAAUCAAUGGGCACAGGAAUUGACUAGUUCCUGGAGAUCAGUGCAGGAAGAUUGUAUUUCAGGAUUGAGACAUAUUCUACAUCAAGUCGGCACUUUAAAAGACGGCAUUGAUAAUAGUAGGGAUAUGUCUGAUGGAAAUACUCCCAAGCGACGCAAAGUUGAGUUUGCUAGAGUUCUUCCAAACACUAAGAGUCUUGGUGAAGAACAAGUUGAAAGUGAAUCAAUUGAUACCACCAGUCUUCAGCGUCAACCUCUAGAAGACGUCACGAAUGAAAUUGAGAGUAAUUCUGUUUUGCUUCCAAUAGAAGAAGCCAAGGGCCUUCCAGUUUUAUUCGAGGCGGGGGAAAAGACUAGAAUCCCUAUUAAACCUCCAGCUAUGAGAUUGAGACCCACUACUGGACGAUCGACACGAAGGAACUAG